AGACUCCCGCACUCCUAGAAUGAGCCUGGCACAGUGGCGGGCCACUACCCCGGUGUCCGUGUCUGAGUGACUCUUCCCAGCAGCUCUGAGGCUUGUGAGAUCAAAGAUCUUGAGAUUAAGAAUGGCAGGAAAAUCAUCGCUUUUUAAAGUAAUUCUCCUUGGAGAUGGUGGAGUUGGGAAGAGUUCUCUAAUGAACAGAUAUGUGACUAAUAAGUUUGAUACCCAGCUCUUCCACACAAUAGGUGUGGAGUUUUUAAAUAAAGAUUUGGAGGUGGACGGACAUUUUGUUACCAUGCAGAUCUGGGACACGGCCGGUCAAGAGCGAUUCAGAAGCCUGAGGACGCCGUUUUACAGAGGCUCUGACUGUUGCCUGCUUACUUUUAGUGUUGAUGAUUCUCAGAGCUUCCAGAACUUGAGUAACUGGAAGAAAGAAUUCAUAUAUUAUGCGGAUGUGAAAGAGCCCGAAAGCUUUCCCUUUGUGAUUUUGGGCAACAAGAUUGAUAUAAGUGAACGGCAGGUGUCUGCAGAAGAAGCCCAAGCCUGGUGCAGGGACAACGGCGACUAUCCUUACUUUGAAACAAGUGCAAAAGAUGCCACGAAUGUCGCAGCGGCCUUUGAGGAAGCAGUUCGGAGAGUGCUUGCUACCGAGGAGAGGUCAGAUCACUUGAUCCAGACAGACACGGUCAGUCUGCACCGAAAGCCCAAGGCCAGCUCAUCUUGCUGUUGAUGGUCAGAGAGGUGGCCCGUGCGACCUAACCAGCCCACACACAUACAUAAGCACGGGGUGGAGGAGAGAGUUAGCGUUAGCAGCAAUGGGUCACAUGCUCACUAAGUUAACCCUAUUGCUGCCUCGUUAGUGGGUAGGAGAAGGGGGACAUCCACUCACAGGAGAAUCUAUGUACUUAGUAACGGCACCUUACAUUUAUAAAUUCUGACGGUUGUCUAAUAAUGUUUAAUUUAAAUAUGUAAGUUACAGAGCUAAUACAUGAGAUGACCAAGACUAAUUAUAAUUAAAACACUUGAGUAUUCUAGAAAUUACUGUUUUUUCCCUGGGAAAUGGAGAGCUACUUUUUCUAUGUGUAUAUUUUUAUGUAAUUAGCAUUCUGUUCCUGGUUCAGGGAAAACGUGUCCUAAAGCAAUAAUGUUAGAUAUUAAAGAUUAAAAUCUAAUGCAUUUGCACGGCA
This is a messenger RNA of Camelus dromedarius (Arabian camel), 1184 nucleotides long. It is a transcript of the gene RAB9A, whose product is annotated as RAB9A, member RAS oncogene family. Gene Ontology annotation, molecular function: GTPase activity; GTP binding. The coding region runs from base 122 to 727 and encodes 201 amino acids. The transcript has 2 exons. Lineage: Eukaryota; Metazoa; Chordata; Mammalia; Artiodactyla; Camelidae. Gene Ontology annotation, biological process: retrograde transport, endosome to Golgi; Rab protein signal transduction. The record is from RefSeq and is a predicted model, not a curated record. Gene Ontology annotation, cellular component: lysosome; late endosome; phagocytic vesicle.